Suricata suricatta (meerkat) is the source of this 2912-nucleotide messenger RNA. RefSeq names its product reticulophagy regulator 1 (gene RETREG1). The transcript has 7 exons. Lineage: Eukaryota; Metazoa; Chordata; Mammalia; Carnivora; Herpestidae. Gene Ontology annotation, cellular component: endoplasmic reticulum membrane. Gene Ontology annotation, biological process: reticulophagy; negative regulation of neuron apoptotic process. The record is from RefSeq and is a predicted model, not a curated record. The coding region runs from base 95 to 1171 and encodes 358 amino acids.
CGUCCUGACACUUGCUGUCGGGUGGAGAAGCAGCCAGUGUAGCACACGAGUGCUACAGCCUUGUCCCCUCGGCCGUUAGCUUUCCAGGGCAGAGAUGCCUGAAGGUGACGACUUUGGACCAGGCCAAAGCUGGGAAGUUAUCAAUUCCAAACCAGAUGAAAGACCGAGGCUCAGCCACUGCAUUGCAGAAUCAUGGAUGAAUUUCAGCAUAUUUCUUCAAGAAAUGUCUCUUUUUAAACAGCAGAGCCCCGGCAAGUUUUGUCUCCUGGUCUGCAGCGUAUGCACAUUUUUUACAGUCUUGGGAAGUUACAUUCCUGGGGUUAUACUCAGCUAUCUACUAUUACUGUGUGCAUUUUUGUGUCCACUGUUCAAGUGUAAUGAUAUUGGACAAAAAAUAUACAGCAAAAUCAAGUCAGUUCUGCUGAAACUAGACUUUGGAAUUGGAGAAUAUAUUAAUCAGAAGAAACGUAAGAGAUCUGAAGCAGAUAAAGAAAAAAGUCACAAAGAUGACAGUGAAUUAGACCUUUCAGCUCUUUGUCCUAAGAUUAGCCUCACGGUUGCUGCUAAAGAGUUGUCUGUGUCUGACACAGACGUCUCUGAGGUCUCCUGGACUGACAAUGGGACCUUCAACCUUUCAGAAGGAUACACUCCACAGACAGACACUUCUGAUGAUCUUGACCGGCCUAGCGAAGAAGUUUUCUCUCGAGACCUUUCCGAUUUUCCAUCUGUGGAAAACGGCAUGGGAACAAAUGACGAAGAUGAAUUCAGCCUCGGCUUGCCCACUGAGCUCAGGAGAAAAAAGGAGCAGGUGGACAGCAGUCCCAGAGCAAGCAAAGAGAGGCAGUCAGCCGCGGGUCUCACUCUUCCCCUGAGCAGUGACCAAACCUUUCACUUGAUGCGCAACCUGGCCGGGGACGCCAUUACGGCCGUAGUGACUGCUGCCAUCAAAGAGCAGUUGGAGGGCGCCGCGCAGCAAGCACUGUCUCAGGCUGCCCCCAGCCCCGGAGACGACACAGACACUGAAGAAGGUGAUGACUUUGAACUACUUGACCAGUCAGAGCUUGAUCAAAUUGAGAGUGAAUUAGGACUUGUACAAGACCAAGAAGCAGAAGCACAGCAAAAUAAGAAGUCUUCGGGCUUCCUUUCAAAUCUGCUCGGAGGAGGCCAUUAGUCUGGGAAUCAACUUGUUCAACACAGCACAGAUAAAACUACCAAAAAAUUACAAACAAUGUAAAAAAAAAAAAAAAAAAAGAAAAAGGAAAAAAAUUUUGAACUGUGAGCUUUAACUGAUUACUUCAGAUUUUUUUUUCUUAUUUUCCCUUCUGCAGUGAAUUAAUUGGUUAUAUAUCAGCUGAUACUGGAUAGACUGAUAUUUCCUAUAGUUAUUUUUAUGUAAUAAGCAUGGAAAUGAACUUUAUAUACAUAUAUAUACAUACUGUGUUGUCAGAGAUGAAUAGCAGAGGUUGUUUUUAAAGCAAAACACCAAAUUAUUGAGAUCCUCCUACAACUAUCCCUUAUUUUUUCUUUACAGUUAAUUUUUCAGGCAUGCAAAAACCUUAUUGUAACUCACUGAAAUAUUAACAAUUCGUUGGCGAAUACAUGUAUCAGCUCCUUUGUUACCGAUACUUGGAAACAGUUAAAAAAUUUUGGUAGAUUCCGAUGUGAAAAACCAAAAUUGAUCAAGCCGUCUUUAGGUGGAGGACUUGGGAAAUAUUAUCAAAAUUAAAUUUUGGAAAAAUUUAAAAAAUAUACUUAACUACUUUGGAUAGGCUGAGACAUUUCCAUGAUAUUUCUGCAGUAAUAGACUUAGGCUUACCUAUAAAUGGCAUGCUCCAUGGACUACCAGCUCUGGUCUCGCAAAUGGGUGGUAUGAACCCAUAGAGAGCAAGUAAUUAUAUAUCAUAUAGACAGUGGCUUGGAUGUAAACAGAGACUGGCCUGUGUUUUGUCGUUCAACUGUCAUAUGCUUGUCAUAGAGAUGUUAUGACGUGCAGAUCUAUUCUCCCUGCUCAGACCUAAGUUAAACCCUCAUCUUUCAUAUUAUGUCAUAGAGAAAGUGGCUUGAAAUUGUGAAACUAGUUCCUGAUAUGUUCUGAGUGAUGUUGCCAUCAGCAGGAGAGAGACAGUGACUGUUUUCAUAGUCUGUAUUAGAGUCUCCUAAAGGAGAGAAAUCUGCUUGGCUUUAAGGUGUAUUUAUUUACUAUUGAAGUCUAAAUAUGUAACCUGUUUCUUACUGGAAGUUAGAAUAUAUUUUUCCUUUAUUUUAAACUCCUUAGAUCACCUUUAAAUAACCAAAUUUGACUUAGGUUUUUAACAAAAGACUUAGCUGAAAUCAAGCUCAUUUUGUUUUUGUGAUAUAAACUUUAAUAGCGUUGAGGGACCAUGUCAGCCAACUACCAACAAUCCCUUCGAUCUUCAGGUACAGCUGACAUUUAUACGGAUGCAUACAGGCAUCUGAGACCCUCAGAAAGGAAGGGUAUUCCAAGAAUAUAGGAAAUCUGUGGUCUCUUCCCUUCAUUUUAUCCCUUUCCUUGUAUUUCUAAAGACUAUAGGUAAUCGGAUGUUUUAAUGUAGCAUCUCUUAUUUAUUUUUUCUUUCUGAGGUAUUAAAAUAUCUAGACUGAAUUUUGCCAAAUGUUUAGGGGAGAAAAGUUACCGAGGACUUUGAACACUUGCUUUCUGUGACUGACUAUGCUUAUAUGUCAUUAGUGCCUCAUGACUGUGUUUGAUGUCCUUUGUUGAUACAAAGUGAGCCUGUGCCUUCAUUAUCUUGCCCAUUUUGGUACAAAUGAAAACCUGGUGUUAGAUCUAUGAACUGUGUGGGUUAGGGAGGAAGAUACCUGAAUUCUAUUCAAUACAAGUUUCUGGACACAAAGACAAAUACAGUCACAUAUUUAUAAAAUAGUUGUCAUCA